Molecule: messenger RNA, 2169 nt
Organism: Galdieria sulphuraria
Lineage: Eukaryota; Rhodophyta; Bangiophyceae; Galdieriales; Galdieriaceae
Product: archaeal ATPase
Exons: 2
Coding region: 119-2089 (656 amino acids)
Source: RefSeq, a predicted model, not a curated record
GGAUUGGUAUCCUUUACUGUUUUCCUCGAUUUUGUUUUUGUCGGCCACCAGUCCAACAUUCAUUUGUUUAUAUUUGUACUCCGAAAUAAACAGAAGAUUGUUUAAUUUCACUUUGGCGAUGGCGAGUUUUGAUGAAAAGUGGAAAGCUGUGGACAACUUUGAGCCUGUUGUGGUAGAUCGUGAAAGAGAUGUUUUUCGAGUGACAGAAGAACUGUAUGAUCUUCAUAAAGGCCGAAAGCAACUCAGGGGUGUAACAAGUAGUUGCGACUAUCGCUUGACGAUACCAUUUGCCCCCCAUCUCUUUGGCUCGGGCAAAACGACCUUUGCCCGAACCUAUUUGGAGUUGGUGCAAAGGUUUGGUGAAACUUUUCUGUCGACGUUUGCUUCGGACCCUUUGAGCAGAACCUUUUUGGAGAAGCUGAAAAGGGCUUCGUUGCUUUAUGUGGAUUUAAGGGAGUUGAAGCCCACAGAACCGAAAGAACGCAACCUAAAGUGGGCAGUAUACUAUUUAUUGUACCGAUCAGCUUGUAAUCAGAUGGGUCUACCGUUUAUGAAGCCUGAUGAAGCCUACAGACACAUUCCUCUCUAUCCAAGCUUUCUAAUUCCAGAGCUACGGAAGACUUUGGGCAUUCCUUCCGAUCAAUAUCUUUUGGUAGCUUUUGAUGAAGUUGGUGUGUUUGAUACAAAAGCAACUUUUUUUGAACUGGAGAAGAAUGACAAAGGUGUGGUUCGACCAUACAACGACUUUUUCGGUAUCAUUAGUCAAUUGUGCAAAGAACCCGACUUGUUUUUUAUAGUCAAUUGUGCAAAGAACCCGACUUGUUUUUUAUAUUCUUCAUUUUCAGUAAAUGAAUUGGCAGAUUCGUUAUUGGAAUGUACAGGUGGAGUUCCUGGUUUGUUGACUCGUGCAGUGAAUAUGCUUUUGAAUUAUAUAAUAGCAAGAAACCAGCCUUUCAUAUCGAAAGAAGAAUGUUUGACUUGUAUGAAUGACUACGAUUUCCGAAGAAUUUGUGCUGAACCAUUUGUGGAACGAAUAUUGAAUUUGGACGAAGAUAGAAAAAGUGUUUUUGAUUUACUUUUGAUGAUGGCUCUUUAUCGUAUACCGUUUCAAGUAGAUGACAUAUUGACCUCGGAGUCUUAUCUAUUUGAUGCAGUCACUGAAAUGGGACUAUAUCGAUAUCCUAUUGACCAGAAUACUUUUCAAGUCCUGAUUCCAAAAGUAUUUGUUGGAAUCUUCAAGAAGCUAUCGUCUAUUUCCCCUAUGGAAAAGAUACUUCUUGGAUCACUUGAUUUAGAACCAGUAGAUUGUUUCUUCUAUUCAAAGUGUCGUGUAUUUGAAGGAAUUGUUGCUUUACGACUAGUUUUGAUGUUGUCUUCAAAGAAUCGAAAUGAGUUGAGGGAAUUGUUUUGUCAAUUGUCUCCGAUAUGGAAACAAAUGAAACUUCCAAUCAGUACAAUAUCACCUAUUCACUAUAUGAAGUCUGUUGUUAGUUCUAUAGAAACAAGAAAUGAAUCGUACAAGAGUCGACGAACUUUUGCCAAUACUGAAUGGAAUAAGAUUAUUCGAGAGACACUUUAUUUAGAGACUAUUUACAUUCCUUUGGACGCUACUUCUCAUAGUCCUGAUAUUAUAUUCAAAUUACAAUCUCCUGUGGAACCCAAAGUUCUUACUGUUGGAGUUGCUUGUAAAGGACGUUGGAGGUCGGAAGGAAUUGGCUGGUCAGAUAUUAUAGAUGAAGCCAAGAAAUUUUUAGAUCCUGUUUAUGAUCAAGUCUUAUCCAGUGCAGUGGAUUCUCAUCAUUGUAUGCUUAUUAUCGUUAGUACAAAGUUAUCCUUGAAUGUUUCUAAUGAGUUGGGUAAUCAGAGUCGUUGUUAUUCCAGUGGAAUGUUUAUUGGAGGUGAUUCGUUCAAAGUACCUGAUAAUUGUGAACUUGUUAUUCUUUGUGAAAGAGAUGUCCAAAUGCUGAUUGACGAAGAAAUAUUGAGUGGACUUGAAAGAGUAUUUUGUGUUUCUCAUAAUCCUCCUUUUUGGGAUUUUGGAUUAGAUUUACUUGAUAGAAUCCGUAACAGUUUCUUAAGUUGGCAAUAGAUUCUAACUCAAUCCUUCCCUUUGUUUUGAAGAGCAAAUAACCUUUUUUUUGUAUGUUUGAAACGUGAUUAUUACAACUU